Oryza sativa Japonica Group (Japanese rice) is the source of this 1368-nucleotide messenger RNA. Its product is annotated as probable membrane-associated kinase regulator 4. The record is from RefSeq and is a predicted model, not a curated record. NCBI's taxonomy places the organism in Eukaryota, Viridiplantae, Streptophyta, Magnoliopsida, Poales, Poaceae. Gene Ontology annotation, molecular function: kinase inhibitor activity. Gene Ontology annotation, cellular component: plasma membrane.
AGUAGCAAGACGCAGCCACCGUCUCCUGCCCUCUUGUCUCAGCUUCAGCUCCGGAGCCACGAGCUCUCACCUUGGCAAUGGCGAGCAAGCACCAGCUGGGGCAGCAGGAGGCGAUGCAGGAGGAGGACUACAUCGACAUGGACCUGACGAGCGCCGCCGCGGCGACGGCGCCGGGUGAGUUCGAGUUCGACUUCCACAUGUCGGGGCCGCUGGGCGGCGGCGGCGCCCGGUGGGAGCAGGAGCCGCUGGCGUCGCCGGCGGACGAGCUGUUCUACAAGGGGAAGCUGCUGCCGCUGCACCUGCCGCCGCGGAUACAGAUGGUGGAGGAGCUGCUCGACGGGCGCGUCGUCGUCGGCGGCGCCGGGCGGCGGCAGCUCGCCAUAAGCACGGCGCCGGCGACGCCGUACGACUCGUGCACCGCGUCGCCGGCGAACUCGUGCUACGCCAGCGGGGAGCUCAACGUGGAGGAGUACUUCCAGGAGUACGCGGCCAGGCUCGCCGACGCCGCCGCGGCGGCGUGCGAGAAGAAGCCGUGGUCGCGGAAGCUCAGGUUCAUGAGGCAGCUCAACCUCGGCCUCAAGCUCAAGGCCUCCAAGGCCUACAUCAAGACGAUCUUCGCCGCCAAACCGGCGAGCUCCGGCGACGACGACGACAAGGACGCCAUUCUUGGCGCGACGAGAGAAACCAAAGAACUCUCCCAUGGUGGCCACCACCACCACAGAGCAUGGAGGAGGAACCCGUUCGGCCAGAUGAGAAGCAACAGGUGCAUCGCCUCCUCACAGAGCGGCGGCGGCCGUGGUUCGGUCGGAGGAGGGAAGCACAAAGAGCGCGACCACGGCGGCCACAGGAGGUCCUUCUCCAGCGUCAUCGUCCGGUACUCGACGUCGAACAAGACGUCCCCUGCGCCGCAGUCGUCGUCGUGCUCCUCCUCCUCGUCGGUGCGGACGUCGAGCGAGUCCGACGGCGGCGCGGCGGCGCCGGCGCUGCGGAGGAGCAGCAGCGCGAGCUCGGAGGUGGAGAACCCGAUCCAGGGGCUGAUCGCCUACUGCAAGAGGUCGCAGCAGCUGGCGUCGGUGAGGAAGAGCGCCAGCGACGCCGGCUUCCGGUUCCUCUCGUCGGCGGCGUCCAAGAUCGCCGCCGCGGAAUCCGACGGCCCGGAAGAGCUCGUCGAGAUUUGCAGAGGUUGAUGACGACAGCGAGCGUGAGUGUGAUAAAUGUACUUACAAUGGCGCGAUGGAUUUCUGAAAGUUUUGUAAAACUGAACAAAAAAAAACGUGUGUUGCUGAAACACCCAUGAUGAGUUUGUUCGAUCAAAUGAAUGGCCUCUAAACUUUUUCAUCAUACUAGAUCAUAUUCAGAAUUCAGCAA